Messenger RNA from Botrytis fragariae, 1887 nucleotides. Its product is annotated as putative glutamyl-trna amidotransferase subunit protein. The coding region runs from base 1 to 1887 and encodes 628 amino acids. The transcript has 11 exons. The record is from RefSeq and is a predicted model, not a curated record. Lineage: Eukaryota; Fungi; Ascomycota; Leotiomycetes; Helotiales; Sclerotiniaceae.
AUGGCGGGUAGAGCUUCCCAGCAGCUAGAUAUACCAAUGCUGAAAUCAUCUUCAUUGAUCGAUUCAGAAGUGAUGGUGACCAUAAACAAUCUACAAUAUCUGUUGAUUGAUUGCAAACCACAAUCCUUCCUCAACUUACACUCGGAUCGUGAGAACAUUGCAGCAUUCGUAGUUGUCUCUGUGAACAGUGGCGACAAAAUUGAUGAGAAAGAUCUCCAAAAAUUUCGUUCCAUUUAUCUAGACCCAGACGACAUCUUUCAACCGGCCUUUCUGAACCAGAUUGUCUUUCUAGGUGCAGAAGAGAAUGACAUCGAUUUGCAACCUUCUGCGCUUUCUCUUUUUGCCAAAUGGAAUACGAAAGAACGAUAUUUCGUGUCUUCUCAGAACAGAAAAGAUGAUAUUGCACCGGGUCCUUACAUUUUGUAUCGAGGUCGGAUCUACGAGCCUUGGAGAGUUUAUAAUGAUGAUAGCCUCUCUAUGAUGAUCUCAUUCAAGCCGAUGGGUGGAUAUGAGAAGAGACAAAUGCUUGCGGAGCUUGACAACACUUCUACUGCAAACCAAGUCCGGAUGGUUGUUCCCUCCCGGUCCUACUCAGUCAUAAAAAGCUCAGAUAAGCCUCUUUCGGGUGUCAGAAUAGCCGUGAAGGAUAUCUUCGAUAUCAAAGGGUUCAGAACCUCGCUUUGUAAUCGGGCAUGGACUGAAUAUCACGCUCCAAAAUCCGAAACAGCUCUUUCUGUUCAACGACUACAAGAUUUAGGUGCUGUGAUUGUUGGUAAGACCCGCUUAAAUGCAAUGGUAGUAAGAGAAGAAACCAUGGAAUGUGUUGAAUUUUUGGCUCCAUUUAACCCAAGAGGUGAUGGUUACCAGACUCCAUCUGGAAGCAGCACUGGUAGCUGUGUCGCUGUUGCUGCUUAUCCAUGGCUUGACUUCGCUCUUGGCUCUGAUACAAACGGCAGUUGUAGAAAACCUGCUUAUUGGAUGGGAUGCUUUGCCAUUCGUCCGACAACUGGGGCUCUAGAUACUCAUGGUGUUGCGUCUUUCUGCCCCUACUUCGACGUACCUGCCUUCUUUGGGAGAGACAUUUCUCGUUUUCGUGACUUUGCCAAUCUAUGGUAUGGCAGUUCGCCUCAAAUGGUAAAGUCUGGGGUAAAUUUGAAAGCUCCGACUACAAUUCUUUAUCCCCUCGACUAUCUUCCAACCUCAAGCAAAGCUCAAAUGGACUUGAUAGAUUCGUUUGUAGGAGAUCUCGAGGGAUUUCUCGGUGUUAGAAAAACUGAAAUAUCGUUGGCGGAAAUGUGGCGCAAUACCUCUCCGAAGUCUGCUGAAAACAUAGAACUAUCUGACUAUCUGGAAACUGCCGGAACACUCCCAUAUUACAAGGACGCAUGUGGGAAAUUAGAUGGGUUCGUCGAAGGGUACAAGAAGAAAUUUCAUAAAGCGCCGUUCUUUCAUCAGGCUUUACACUGGAGAUGGGAACAAGCAAAUAAGACCACGCCAGAGGCACGUGACGAAGGGUGGGAGCGCAUCUACACGUACAGGAAGUGGCUUCUCGCGAAUGUGUUCAAAGAUGGAGCCAUAGUAGUUCUUCCUAUUGAUGAGGGCAAGCCCAACAAUCGAGAGAACCCACCACCCCCCUUCGGACUAUUAAGUGGUUAUUCUCCUCUCUAUCUAUCACCAAUAGCAGGCACUCCUGAAGUGACUGCCCCAAUUGGUGAAAUCACAUAUUUUUCACAAGUAACACAGCGAGAGGAGCCGCUUCCUAUUAGCGUUUCAGUUGUAUCUUGUCCAGGUACGGACCUUGAUCUUAUCGAUCUUGUGCAUGAAGUCUUGAAGGCAGGAGGAAAGUCUGUGCGCGUUGCUGUGGGCAGGUCUAUUUUUGAGAAAUAA